Molecule: messenger RNA, 3064 nt
Organism: Lepisosteus oculatus (spotted gar)
Lineage: Eukaryota; Metazoa; Chordata; Actinopteri; Semionotiformes; Lepisosteidae
Product: protein SPT2 homolog
Source: RefSeq, a predicted model, not a curated record
AAUUCUAACGAGAUAUUUUCAGCGGAAAGUUUUAUCGACCACAUUUCUUCAGCUCUGCCUCUGCAAUUAGGAGAAAAGGAAGAUGUGAGGGAAGCCAAUUCAGAUACCUCAUUAGCAGAGCGAAUUGGUGCGUCUGAGGGGGGCUUUUUCGCAGAGAAACGCGUCAGUCGGCGGUACCCUUCACUGCCUUACGCAGCGUAACGGGUGAUAAUAUGCAGCAACAUUAAUUUCUGUACUCUUGCAGUACGAGGUUGCGUCGCUAGAUGAUGCGCUCAGCGCGGUUUCCUAGUCCGUUCACUCCAGAUACACCUGUGGAGUUGACGGAGGAUUAUUCUGUGCAAUGGCAGCCUUCGUCAGCACCGUUAAUGGCUCUGACGCUGCGAACAGUGUGCUUGGCAAACGGGCUUGAACAGCACGCUGAACCGCUGCCCGUGUCCUCUGACUGCGGCUUCUGAAAAGAGUGAUGAUUAAUAGAAAGGAAAGGGAGCUGGAGAUGUAUGACCCCCUCUGAUAUAGGGGGACCAUUCUGUGCUAGAGAUGUUGGCGGUGAAGGAGGAGCCCAGCUCGUCACACCCUCACUGGGAGAUGGACCAGUGUGAAGAGGAGGCUUCGGGGAAUGACGGCGCCUGUUUCGGAGACCGGUUGAAAGUCCACGGGAAAGAGGAGCCGAAAGAGGAGGAGGGCAUCCCGGAAUAUGUCCCCGAGGAAGGAAGUGCAGCAGCACAUGCAGAAGGGCGAGCCGCCUCCUCUCUUCCCUCUGCAGAGACGUACGCCAGCAAACAGGGAGGAUCCCCUAAGCGAGUCGGCGAUCGGCCAGCCGUGGUGCCGCCACCCCUAUCUUCCGCCAGCCGACCCCACCUCCCCUUUCCCCUCGUGAGGCUCACCCGGAUCGACGACUCCUGGCCGCGGGAUGCGAUCCGCGCGGGCUACGUCCUGGGGGACGGCUACAAGGUCGCCCGCGCAACGGGAUCGGAGCGGGCCGUCCCCCGCAGCGGGGAAGCGGUCCCGCAGGGUGUGCAGCCUGAAGGUGCGCCGGCGGAUCCACACGGGCGGGAGCCGCCUCCGGCGGAUCGCGCACUCGGAGCGCCCCCAGAGAGGAGCGGCCCCACCGCCUCCCGGAGUGCAGGAAGGGCCUCCUCUACCAGGCCGAGCUCCGGGCGAACGGGCGGACCCACACGGGGGCGACGCCCUACGGCUGCGGGCAGUGUGGGCAGAGGUUCCGGCUCUGCGGGAGCCUCGGGAAGCACCGGCAUGUCCACGCCGAGGAGAAGCCAUACGGCCGCCGGCGGCGCGGGAAGGGGCUCGGCCAGCCGCAGAGCCUCGCGGCCCACCGGCGCUGCCCCCAGUGCGGGAAGAGCUUCAGCCAGCAGGACCACCGGCGCGUCCAUCGGGGGGGGCGGCCCUUCCCCCGCCCCGCCUGCGGCAGGAGCUUCGCGCCCGCCGUCACGCUCAAGAGCCAAUGUAAGAGGGAGAGGCCCUUCAAGUGCCCGGGGUGCGAAAAGAGCUUCGGCCAGCCGGGGACCCUGAAACGGCACCAGCAAAUCCACGAGCGGGAGGUGAUGCCGAAGGGGCAGGUGUAGGGUUUCACGAGACCCUCGUGCGCUCGUUCACGAGGGUCUCAUUGCGACGACCAGGGUUUAUUUGUGGUCAGGGUUGACCUAACCUUCGAGCACUUUCGGAAAGUCCAGCAAACAAUACCCAAGGACUCUGAAUUAAAUCUAUUGUAGGAUCUUCCUGUGCUUUACUAUGUAAAAGAGUCACAUGCGGUAAAGCAUAGUGAAUUAACAGCUAGGUCAUAAAGCACAGAAAUGUAUGUAUGGUAAAGUGCAAUGCAAACCAUGGGAAUCAUGGUAAAUCCAAGGAAACAUGGUAAAACCCCAAGAAAUGACCCUGAAUGUUUACAGUGCUUGAUACCAAGUCGACGUUUCACAGGGAUCCUUAAUAAGCCUCAAGCUCAGAUAAUGCUGUGGAUCAGGGGUCGGCAAACUACGGCCCGCGGGACAAAUCCGGCCCGCUGAACUUUUCUGAGUGGCCCGCAGCUCACUACUGUUUAAAUCUCAAGGGUUACUUUUUGCAUCAGAUGUUGAAAAUCUUCCACCAGUGGUCUCUACUUGUUAGCUCUGCUGCUCUCUCUCAGCACUCACGGUCAAUUGCAGAACAACACCUAUUGGACGAUGCAUUUUACUUUGAGCCUAUCAGACGUCAGCUUUAGCCUAGGUUGCAUAUGCCUGUGCUACAACUGAUUCUUACCGUAAAUUCAUUUGGAUUUUUGUUGCCUACUGUGAUUGGCUCAGUCACGCAAAUGACGUCUAAUGUAUGCGACCUUGUUUGAAAGCAGGUAAAGAUUUCAAAUGGUUCUAAAAGUUAUAACCGACAAGAGGCUAACUGUAAGUUAUUCCUGCCGUGUUGGAAAAAAAAAAAUUGAUGCAGUGGGUCGAAAAUUCAAUGACCAACAGUCAGAAGAGUACUUUUCUGUCCCUUGGAAAGAAAAGGCAAUGUCUCUUAUCUCUCAGGAUACAAUCGCCGUGAUGAAAGAUUACACCAUAAAAAGGGCAUUGCGAGAAAAAACAUCAGGCUAGGUUUUUCGGAAUACACAGGAGUUGAAUGCAAGAAAAAAAUUAGAGCAGUUGAAAAAGUCGCUUCAGGGGCAGCAAAAGCUGUCCAAGAGAAAAUCCGAAGAAAGUGUUGCGGCUACCCGAGCUCGUUAUCGAGUAUCGCAGCUUCUAGCAGCAGCUGUCAGACCCUUCACGGACGGUGGGUUUAUUAAGCCAUGUAUGCAAGAGGUCACAGGUCACAGAGGAGAUGUGCCCAGAGAAACGCCACCUAUUGCAGUCAGUGAGUUUAUCGGCUAGAUAGAGGAUUUCACUCGGAUGACCCAGCAAGGUUAGUACAGUACAUUUUUUUUUUUAGUGGCCCUGGCUCUAAAAAGUUUGCCGACCCCUGCUGCAGAUUGUAGCAGCAGAUGAGCUGAUGUUUACCAGUGCUCCCCUAAUCUGUGGAUCAGCAUAGAAAAAGACAAGGAAGACCAAAUUAAGAAAAAAAAUUUUUUUUUAAGACAUAAAAA